CCCACCUUCGACUCGUGAAACGAAACGAAACACCACUGACGCCGUCAGCAACAACUUCCCUGAAUCCUCCAGCUAACGAGACAGCACGUGGAACACGAUCGCCAGAGCUGCAUCACUGUCCCGCCGCCCGCCUCCUCCGCAGCUUGUUGGCAGCAACGACCGACGCACCGAUACCCCGUUGGCAGCAACGACCGACCGACGCACCGGGCAGCAACGACCGACGCACCGACACCCCAUGCGCCAUGACCUCUAGCAACAAUCACGAAGAGCUGUUCCUCCAAUCCGACUCGCCCGCCAACGACUUUGAAACACCCAAGCCCCUGCAAAUCAAGAAGCAAGCAUCUCCAUCAAGCAUAGCCGCAGGCGCAGGCGCUUCCGAGCCACAGCAGCAAUGGGCGCAGUACCGCGUGCCCAUGAGUAGUGCCGCAUAUGGAGCGCCUACCUCACCGCCGCCCUCAGGCCCGCUGCCGCUGCCGUACCCCGACGAGCGCACACGACAACAGGCAACACCCGGAGCUGUGCCUAACAACCCGCCGAGCAGGACUGCCACGCCGCAAGAGUUAGCUUCAGCAGAGGAAGGCCGCGCAGGAAUCCAGCCGAAACGGCGCAAAGACAGCAUGUCGUCCCAGGGCAGUGGUGGGAUCGUCGGAAGGCCCAAAUUUGAUGCCAACGAUCCGAACAGACCGACAUUAGGUGGAUAUGGAGGGUCGCCACUAUCUUCGUCAAGAUUGGCUGAGCGGAGAGGAGCGCCUUCGAAGAGCAUCUUCCCUCCAGACUCGCCGGGAGGACCUGAGCCUCCCAUCAAGAGCGACGAGGACGAGGGCUUGUUCCAGGUGAAACCGCAGCGGAAGCUGAGCGCCCAGACAGAUGCCGAGUACUCGCAGCAGUUCUACCCUCCGCCCUUGGGAGCUGCCCCGCCUGCCACAAGUGCGGCGGCGGCACGAAUGCAUGUACCCGAUCCCGCUGGAAUCAACAGGCUUAGCAGUUCUGCUUCCACUUCCACGACCAGAGCCUCACGAGGAUCGCCUCCACCACCCGAGACACCGAUUGACGGCGCGGGAGCGGCAGCGGCAGCGCCUAGUGGUCUUACUGGUAUCGAGGCGCGAUAUGCCGCAAGUGGUAUUCCAGGUGCGAGCACUCUUAAUGAGAUGCAAGCGCAGAGUGCCGCAGCUGCUGCAAGACGAGCACAGUAUGCGCAACCACAGCCAAGACAAGGUACGUUGGGUGUGCCGCAGCAGACGCAACAGUCUAGCUCUGGCGGAAGGUGGAGUCCAACAGAGCCAACAGGUUCCGCGCCGCAUGGUCCACCGAUCACUUUUCAAGGCGUUGAAGAGGUUGCUUCAAGAGGAGAAGCAGUUCCGUCUCAGGCCUCAAGAGACAGGCAACCUAGCUACCCCAGACCUGCGCAGCCGUCUACGAGUCCGAAUCAUUUGGCAGAAGACAUGAAUCGCAUGAAUGUGCACGAGGAGCCACCCCCGGCUUAUUCGCCACCCACAGCUGGCACUGUACAUUCACCGUAUCCCAAUGAGAAGGGCAGACGGCCUACAGAUCCGAAUUUGCGAGGACAUCCAGCUUUCGCCAACGAUCCUCCUCAAGCAUCGGCUUCACCACAGCCGGCAUCGUCGCAGCAAAACGGAGCUACAGCAGGGGUUGCGCCUAUCAAUGUAGCUCGAGCAAAUCAGUCCGUGUCUCCUCAGCCAGGACCUGCAGGACCAGCAAGUCCGCCUCCGCUGCCAGAAGGAUGGAUUGCACAUCUGGAUAACAACUCUGGCCAUUACUACUACAUUCAUCUGCCUACACAAUCGACGCAAUGGGAGUUUCCGAAGGGCCCCACUCCGCUGAACCUGCAAGAACCCAUGAGUCCGGGAGCGGGCAUCGCAAGUCCAGUCGGCUCAGUCUUCAAGCAGCCACUUGCUUCUCCUGGCUUUCCCGUGCAGCAGAUGGCCACUUACGAUCGCAAUAGUGUGUUCUCGAUGAAUCCCUUGGCGAGUCCGACUGCGUCUGGUUUCACUGGUCCGCCUCCAAGUGCUGGAGUGGACAUGUACAAGAUUGCUCCUUCGAAUGCGGUAUACUUUGGACCAUACCUGCGAUAUACGAACAUGGACCUUGAGCGCGGACUGUGGCUGGGCAGUAUAAUGUUGAUCACAGAUGCCGGCAACCAGCCUCCGACUAUACACCUGCAUCAGUCACAGGAUCUCAGCCCCAAUCCAAGACAGCUGAAAGCUCAUCCCAUUCAUUCCCAUCAACGAUGGAUAUUCUACCGGUACGAUAUUGACCUGAGGAUGGAAGAAACUGGCGCAUCGAAAUGGACGUAUGCCAUCACCUCCCAUCUAGGUUGCACAAGAUACGAGUUCCUAGUAGCCGGCAGAAGUGAGACCAGUUGGCGAUUCGUGGCGCAUUCGGGCAACGACUUCGCUAUCAACGUAUCGGCCAAUGAUAGAUCGAAGCUUGGCGGUGCAGCUCCGAUGUGGAAAGACGUACUCGUCAAGCAUCAGGAGUGCGGCGGCUUCCAUACUCAGAUCGGCCUUGGCGGGCAGAUUUACGCCGAUCGUCUCUGGAAAGACAUUCCCGCGCUACGACAGUGGACGCAGAUAUCUGGAAAAGAGAACCGAAAGACUGCUCAGUGGACCGCGAAGAUGGAAGAAGAUGUGACGCAUGCGUACUUCCAUUACUACACCUCGCAUUUCGAUCAACCCGCCGUCAAGGAGGCCUUUGCACAGAUACCUCAAGUGUGCUGUCUGGACGAUCACGACAUCUUCGAUGGCUACGGAUCUUACCCAGAGUACAUGCAAGAAAGCCAUGUUUUCAAGAAUCUCGGCCGAAUAGGCAUUGAGAUGUACCUCCUCUUCCAACACCACACGACACACGAGAUCUUGCGAAACGUAUCCAACGACAUUGACCUCUUCACGAUCACUGGCAAAGGAUGGCAUUUCUUGAAGUACCUCGGGCCUGGUGUGGUCAUUGUCGGUCCUGAUACUAGAAGUGAACGGAAUGAGAAGCAAGUCAUGGCUGGUCCGACAUAUCAGGGCAUCUUCCCGAAGGUCGCUACACUACCUCCGAGCGUGCAGCAUUGUAUUUGGCUGAUGCCUGUGCCAAUCAUAUAUCCCAGGCUUGAAGGCAUUGAGCAGGUGGCAAGCACUGUAGCCACAGGCAAGAAGAUCGCGACUGGCAGCUUUAACAUGCUUGGCAAGGUUACGAGCGGAGUUGCCGGCAUUGUUGGAGCGAAGGGCGUCGUUAACCACGGCUUCGAUGCUGCAAAGAAGGCAGUUGGCAAAUCUGGUCUGAUGCAGGGUGUGCUGAGUCCAUUCGGCGAUAUCGAUAUGCUUGACGAGCUGAGAGAUUUGUGGACUCAUGAGUCGAAGGAUCUCGAGCGAACGUACAUCAUUCGCACGCUGCAAGGUAUUUCGCACAACAAGUCCUUGCGAAUGACUUUCCUCUCCGGCUCCGUCAACUCUUGCGGUGCAGGCCUUGUUCACGACCCUCAGCAUCCUUCCGACCACAAGACAAUGUAUCAGCUCAUCACCUCUUCAAUCGUCAACGCGCCCACGCCUUCUUAUAUCCUUCGCAUGCUUCACAACAACAAGCAACUCUACAUCCCCGCAAACGGCCAUCGCUCCCAAAUCGGCGUACAAUCCGACACCAAAGAAGACAUGAUGGAGAUUUUCGCGGCCGAUGUCGACGGCCGACCUCGCGAACACAGAAGACUUAUGGGGAGAAGAAACUACUUGGCAUGCGUAGCCUACGACCCAGAAGUCGUGCAAGGUGCUUUCCAUCCCCAAACUCCAGGCCAACAACCCCAAGGCGCCGGCCGUUUGAGUUUGGCUGCGGACUUCAUGGUGCAGAAUGACGGCGCUUUUGGACAGCCGAUGAAAUAUGGUCCUGUUAUUAUCCCUAGCUUGGACUAUGGGCGUUAGGGUUGCUCGUGUGUUUUGGAAAGCGGGUGGAGGUGGUAUCGGUUGGACAGAGUUGGUGAUGGAUAUGGAAUUGCGACAGUGCAUAGCGGUGAUUGAUUCAUUGAUUCGGCUGGCGAGCGAGCGAGCGGUGUGAAGCGUUUUCCUUCUUUGAGGAGAAGAUGAAGCAUGUAGAUGUGAGAAAGAGAGAGACAUAAGGAUAGGAGUACCUAGGGAUGCAUGGAUGAAUGAAUGAAUGGAAUGUGUGUGGAUUGUGGGGACUUUUUCGUCCUUUCCUACUAUGAUCUCGCUGUGCGGGAGCUUUGAGGAGAGCAAGAAAACUCUAGAAGAUCGACGAAGUAGCAACACCGAUAGGGAUGAAUGGAAUGGUAUGAGUGUAAAUUUG
Messenger RNA from Pseudocercospora fijiensis CIRAD86, 4296 nucleotides. RefSeq lists its product as uncharacterized. The transcript is spliced from 3 exons. Gene Ontology annotation, molecular function: protein binding. Gene Ontology annotation, cellular component: membrane. The record is from RefSeq and is a predicted model, not a curated record. The coding region runs from base 243 to 3914 and encodes 1223 amino acids. NCBI's taxonomy places the organism in Eukaryota, Fungi, Ascomycota, Dothideomycetes, Mycosphaerellales, Mycosphaerellaceae.